Molecule: messenger RNA, 1491 nt
Organism: Leptomonas pyrrhocoris
Lineage: Eukaryota; Euglenozoa; Kinetoplastea; Trypanosomatida; Trypanosomatidae
Product: putative RNA helicase
Exons: 1
Coding region: 184-1491 (435 amino acids)
Molecular function (GO): RNA helicase activity; ATP binding; RNA binding
Source: RefSeq, a predicted model, not a curated record
GCCUGAGAAAGAAAGAAAAAAACAUUUACGCGACGUGACGCUGAGACUUGUAGCACUUCCGCAACAACAUACACACACGCAGACAUUGCACUCGCCAUCUCCGCUCAUCUGCCUUCGCCACCCUCAACGCUCACUACCCAUAAAGUUUAACCGAAGGAACAGCCUGCUGCAAAGCCCACCAUAAUGAGCAGCGAUCUCGCGGACUUCGACGGCGACGAUGUGAGGACCACCGUCGUGGCCGCCCAGCCGCUUGGUGUGGGCAUGGGCACGCACAGCGCCGUCGCCCUCGGAGGCUUCCAAGACUUCUGCCUCAAGAGCGAGCUGGCAAACGCCAUUCGCGAGAACGGCUUCGAGCACCCAUCGGAGGUGCAGCACCAGGCCCUGCCGCAGGCCAUGCUGGGCGCCGACAUCCUUGCUCAGGCCAAGUCCGGCAUGGGUAAGACUGCCGUCUUUGUCUUUGCGCUGUUGGAGCAGAUCGAGAAGGUGCCGGAGGGACAGAAGCCGUACUGCCAGGCCGUCAUCCUCGUCCACGCACGUGAGCUGGCCUACCAGAUUGAGCAGGAGUUUAAGCGCUUCAGCAAGUACCUGCCCUACGCAACCACCGGCGUCUUCUUUGGCGGCAUCCCGGAGGACGAGAACGUGAAGGAGCUUAAGAAGACGGUGCCGGCGAUCAUCGUCGGCACGCCGGGCCGCAUGAAGUCGCUCCUCCAGCGCAAAGCAUUCGACGCCUCGCACGUGAAAUGGUUCGUGUGCGACGAGUUCGAUCGCUGCCUCGAGGACGUGAAGAUGCGCCGCGACGUGCAGGAGAUCUUCAUGAAGCUGCCAAAGGACAAGCAGGUGAUGAUGUUCUCCGCCACCAUGACGGACGAGCUGCGCGACGUGGCGAAGAAGUUCAUGCGGAACCCGACGGAGAUCUACGUCGACCAGCGCGCGAAGCUGACGUUGCACGGUCUCGCACAGUUCUACAUGAGCGUCACCGAGGCGGAGAAGACGCGCCGCCUGGCGGAGAUCCUUGACGUGGUGGAGUUCAACCAGGCGAUCAUCUUUACCUCCUCGGUGGAGCGCUGCGAGGCCCUGAACCGCCAGCUGCAGCAGAUGAAGUUCCCGUCGCAGGCCGUGCACUCCCGCAUGAACCAAGAGGAGCGCCUGCGCGUGUACGAGAGCUGCAAGGCGAACAACACGCGCAUAAUGGUCGCCACCGAUCUCUUCGGCCGCGGCGUCGACUUCGAUCGUAUUAACCUCGUCGUGCAGUACGACAUGGCCUCCGACGCGGACAGCUAUCUGCACCGCGUCGGCCGCGCGGGUCGCUUCGGCACAAAGGGGCUGACGAUCGCCUUCAUCACGGCGGAUGAGAAGGAGAUCAAGCGGGAGAACCGCAAGUACACCGACGGCGGCAUCAUGAAGGAGGUGCAGGAGCGCUUUGAGAUGAAGGUGGCGGAGCUGACGGAUGCCAAGACGCAGCUCAACGAGAACCAAUACAUGAACAAGUAA